Apis mellifera (honey bee) is the source of this 2588-nucleotide messenger RNA. Its product is annotated as P protein. The transcript is spliced from 18 exons. Gene Ontology annotation, biological process: transmembrane transport. The record is from RefSeq and is a predicted model, not a curated record. Lineage: Eukaryota; Metazoa; Arthropoda; Insecta; Hymenoptera; Apidae. Gene Ontology annotation, cellular component: membrane. Bases 79 to 2496 code for a protein of 805 amino acids.
UGCUCUUCCUCCUUUCGUUAACAUCUCGGAUUCAAACUACAACUAAUUAGGACCGUAUACAUACAUUUACCAUCGAAAAUGUUUGAUGACACGAGCGAGGAUGAAACGGGAUUGAAGACGCCAGUAGUGCUGAGGAAAGGAUCGCGAUGCAGUCGUGAUUCAGUAACUCCAUCAUCUAUCACGAGUUCAAUAAUACUCGGCCAAAUCCCAGAAGAGGUGCUCCGUGUUUGGAGUCAACUACCAGAGGCGAUACGUUUGGAUCCUAGUUUGGCAGUUUUUCAAAGAGAAUACGAUCGAGUCCAUCACACCGUGGGAGGAAGAUUCACGGAUGGAGCGAAGAAAGACUGCCUGGUGGUAAAUAUGUCUCUGGAGAAACCAUUGCCGUUGAGAUUGAAAAAUAAGGAGAACGAUGAGGAUGUUAAUAUACAAGAGGCUCAAGAAAUGAAACAGAAGCCUUUUUACCGAUAUGCCAAGCUGACUAUAUUGAGUCUCUGUUGGUUAAUAUUCAGCUUAAUAUUGGUAAUCAAAAGCGAGAAGAUCGAAUCGUUGCAUCAAAUCUCUAUACCCAGUGGGCAAAUAAAAAGUUAUAAAAUGUACGGUGAAAUCCCUAGGAAAUAUAUCAGUAUAAUGCUGGAAGGAUCGUUACUUCCUCCUGCAAAACCAAUAGAAUACGCAAAUAUAUCGGAUAGGUAUUUAAUGAUAUGGUUGGAAUUAUUGUUCAACGAGGAUAACAAUCAAUUUUUCAACGGAUACGAAGAAAUCAAGAACGUAAGCGAUAUAUGGGUUUUACCAAUACUUCCCGAAAAUCUAAUGGACAUUUUUCCCGGACAAAGGCAUCAGAAGAUAUUUAAUUUGAGAAAUAUGGAUAAGAAUAUGUUAGAGCAUGGAGAGAUAUCGAUCAAAUUGAAAACUAAUCUAGAAUCGAGUUUUGCUAUUUCCAUCAGUUAUGAUUUAUCACCUAUAGACAAAGAUGAUGGGAUAAUUUAUGCUGCGUUAAUUUUAUUGGGAUUAUAUGUGCUUAUAAUAUUCGAGAUCGUACAUAGAACUUUAGCAGCCAUGCUAGCUUCGACCAUGUCUAUCGCUGUAUUGGCAACUUUAAACGAGAGGCCAACUAUGAAUGAAUUAAUAUCUUGGAUAGACGUGGACACGUUGUUAUUGUUAUUCUCGAUGAUGAUACUUGUUGCCGUGAUCGCCGAAACGGGUAUAUUCGACUGGUUGGCAGUUUACGCUUACAAGAUUACUGGAGGAAAGUUAUGGCCGCUCGUAGGUACACUAUGUUUCUUUACAACGUUAAUUUCAUCAUUCCUAGAUAACGUUACGACAGUAUUGUUAAUGACACCGGUGACCAUCAGAUUAUGCGAAGUAAUGGAGAUAAAUCCUGUGCCGAUAUUGACAGCGAUGGUGGUUUAUUCUAAUAUCGGGGGUGCUAUGACGCCAAUAGGCGAUCCACCCAACGUAAUUAUUACAUCGAAUCACGAUGUUAUCAAUAAUGGCAUCGAUUUCAGUACGUUCACAAUACACAUGAGCAUAGGUGUGAUAUUAGUAGUGAUUGUAGUAUACGCUCAACUAAGAUUCGUCUUUCGAGAUAUGGCUGCUCUUAAAUUCGCCGAGCCCCCAGAUGUGCAGGAAUUAAGGCAUGAAAUUGCUAUUUGGCAAAGGGCCGCGGCAAGUUUGUCGAGUUAUAGUAAAGAUGAAAAUUUAGUGAGAGAAACUUUGUUGAAAAAAGUUCAACGAUUGCUCUCCCAGUUAAAAAAGAAGCUAAUGACAGGCAGCGGGACACUUGAGAGGUAUAAAACUACGCUUGAGGAACUUCAGGAAAAGUAUCCUAUCAGGGACAAAUGGCUGUUGGUAAAAUCCGGAUUUACAUUGAUCUUCGUGAUCACGUUAUUCUUUGUGCACAGUGUGCCAAAUCUGCAUUUAUCAUUGGGCUGGACCGCUCUGUUAGGUGUCCUAUUACUGUUGAUUUUAGCGGAUAGCGAGGAUUUGGAUGGUCUGAUGGCGCGCGUGGAAUGGAGCACUUUAUUAUUCUUCGCGUCUUUAUUCGUUCUUAUGGAGGCUUUGUCGCGAUUGGGUUUGAUCGCUUGGAUAGGAAAGCAAACGGAAAAGAUAAUUCUAUCCGUGAACGAGGAAUCACGAUUGGCGGUAGCUAUACUGCUAUUGCUUUGGGUGUCGGCAUUCGCGAGCACGUUCGUGGACAACGUGCCUCUUUCAACUAUGAUGAUAAGGAUCGUCACUACCUUGGCCCAAAAUAACGAAUUGAAAUUGCCCCUGCAACCAUUGGUGUGGGCAUUAGCUUUUGGCGCCUGUAUGGGAGGAAAUGGAACUUUGAUUGGAGCUACUGCUAAUGUAGUUUGCGCAGGAGUUGCGGAACAACAUGGGUACAAAUUCUCUUUUAUUCAAUUUUUCAAAGUGGGCUUUCCAAUUAUGCUGACAAGUGCUAUGACAAUAACCAUGUACUUAAUGAUCGCUCACGUCAUUUUCCAUUGGAACGGAUAAUGUAAUUAUAACGACCUAUGUUUAACAUUCUUAAAAAUAAAGUAAUGAUUGUUACAUUUCGAUGUAACGCAACGCACCGUAUAGAUUUACUU